AAAUAACCUGCUUUUUGGUCCUGGUCACUAUCAACGUUAUUCGUAUCUUCGGUAUAUUCUUCUUUUCUCCUCUCUCUUAAAUAACAACGCCACUACUAGUACUACUGUCAACGACAACAAUAAUCACGCUAACUGCACACGCACUAUAAUAUGGACGCUGAAGAACCCGUAGUAUUCGAGUCCGGCCAUACCGCCUGGAUCAUGACUGCCAUGGCCCUGGUUUGGCUUAUGAUACCAGGCCUUGGUUAUUUCUACUCUGGUCUUGCUUCCCACAAGAACGCCUUAUCGCUCAUCAUGUAUGUCUUGGUAUGCAUGAUGGUAGCCUCUAUACAGUGGUUUGUAUGGGGCUACAGCUUGACAUUUUCUCUCGGCGGUAAUGCACUUCUCGGUAACCUCGACAACGCCUUCCUCCGUGGCCUCCUUGGCUAUCCUUCCGUCGGCAUGGACGCCAUCCCAGACUUGGUUUUCUGCAUCUACCAAUGUAUGUUCCAAUGUGUCACCGCAGCCCUUGUUGUCGGUGCUGUUGCUGAACGUGCCCGUAUCUUGCCCUUGAUGCUUUUCGUCUUUAUCUGGUCAACCCUCGUCUACAACUUCCUUGCCUACUGGACCUGGAACCCCAAUGGCUGGUGUUUCCAACUCGGUGGUCUCGAUUUUGCCGGUGGCACGCCCGUCCACAUUGGCUCCGGUUGCUCUGCACUUGCUUAUGCUCUUGUUUUGGGCAAACGUAUUGGCUAUGGUAAAGACGCUGACCCUGAACGUUUCAAGGCCCACAACAUGUCUAAUGUGGCUCUCGGCACUGCAUUGCUCUGGUUCGGUUGGUUCGGCUUCAAUGGAGGUUCGGUUUUGAGCAGUAAUGCACGUGUCGGUAUGGUCUGCAUUGUCACCAACUUGGCUGCUGCUGUCGGUGCCUUAACCUGGAUGAUCAUGGACUACCGUGUCGAGCGCAAAUUCUCUGCCCUUGGCUUCUGCUCUGGCGCUAUUGCCGGUUUGGUGGCUAUCACUCCCGCUGCCGGUUUCGUGGGCCCAGGACCUGCUGUCGCUAUUGGUUUCUUUGGUGGUUUCUUCUGUAACUUGUCCAUGUACACUAAGCGUUGGCUCGGAUUUGAUGACGCUUUGGAUGUGUUUUCCUUGCACGGUGUUGGUGGUUAUGUUGGCUGUAUCUUCACUGGUGUUUUCGCAGAAAGCUAUGUCGCUGCUAUUGAUGGUACCGAGAUUGACGGUGGUUGGUUAAACCAGAACUGGGUUCAGGUCGGCUAUCAAUUUGCUGAUGCCACAGCCGGUGCUGCCUGGGCGUUCUGUAUGACCUAUAUAAUUUUGUUUGUCAUGAACAAGAUCCCCGGUCUCGCUUUGCGUGUCUCAGAAGAGGAAGAAAUCCAAGGUCUCGAUGUCACCGAAAUCGGUGAGAGCGCCUACGUCUAUGUCAACAAGUUGAUCUCUGUCGACUCCAAGACUGGUGUCCAAACCACUGUCCGUGAAGAAAUCAAGCAGGUCAACGUUGGAGAGCACGGUUCCGUGCAUACCACCGAUAAGGUUGAAGUUACUCUCAACGGCGCGUAAUUUUCUUCCUUCAGUCCUCAUUAUUACAUGCAUUCUCUCCUUAUCUCCAUUUGCAACCAUCAACUUAUAUCCGCUUAUAUCAUGUACAACGUUAAUAUCAUAUACAACUGCCCUCACAUAUAUUAUUAAAUGAUUACGCUUACUAUUCAAAAAAGCCUGUUAUAACUUCAGUGUUUGUGGUUGUCUUUAGGUUUUACCUUGGGUACACGUUUUAUUAAAUGAAUCCGAACAAUCGGCUAUGUCAUUUAUAUGUAGCUGUUGAGAG
This is a messenger RNA of Zychaea mexicana, 1822 nucleotides long. RefSeq names its product ammonium transporter AmtB-like domain-containing protein. The transcript is spliced from 3 exons. Gene Ontology annotation, biological process: ammonium transmembrane transport. The coding region runs from base 151 to 1557 and encodes 468 amino acids. Gene Ontology annotation, cellular component: plasma membrane. The record is from RefSeq and is a predicted model, not a curated record. Gene Ontology annotation, molecular function: ammonium channel activity. NCBI's taxonomy places the organism in Eukaryota, Fungi, Mucoromycota, Mucoromycetes, Mucorales, Lichtheimiaceae.